Mauremys mutica (yellowpond turtle) is the source of this 1394-nucleotide messenger RNA. RefSeq names its product lysosomal acid lipase/cholesteryl ester hydrolase-like. The record is from RefSeq and is a predicted model, not a curated record. The transcript has 11 exons. NCBI's taxonomy places the organism in Eukaryota, Metazoa, Chordata, Testudines, Geoemydidae. The coding region runs from base 79 to 1269 and encodes 396 amino acids. Gene Ontology annotation, molecular function: hydrolase activity, acting on ester bonds.
UCCUACAUCUUACUAGGACCCCUGCCUCAUUCAGUGCCCAGGAUGAACCAGCUCUGAGAAUGAAUCAAGUGACCCAAGAUGUGGCUGACUGUAGUUGUGAUAUGUUUGAUCCAUGAAACUGUGUCAACGCAAGGACUUGUUGGCGAUAACACACCUUUUAAUCCUGAAACAUUUAUGAAUAUUAGUGAGAUUAUCACCUACUGGGGAUACCCCAGUGAAAAGUAUGAUGUUGUGACAGUGGAUGGCUAUAUACUUAGUGUUAACAGAAUACCCCAUGGAAAAGUACGUGCUGGCAACACAGGUCCAAAGCCUGUUGUGUUUCUGCAGCAUGGUUUACUUACAGAAGGCAGCACCUGGCUCACCAAUGUGGCUAAAAACAGCCUGGGCUUCAUUCUGGCAGAUGCAGGCUAUGAUGUUUGGAUAGGAAACAGCAGAGGGAACACCUGGUCUAGACGACAUGUAAACCUUUCAGUGCACCAAGAGAAAUUCUGGGCUUUCAGCUUUGAUGAAAUGGCUAAAUAUGACCUUCCAGCAGUGAUUGAUUUUAUUGUGCAGAAAACUGGACAAGAGCAGUUGUAUUAUGUUGGCCAUUCACAAGGCACCACUAUAGCUUUCAUAGCAUUUUCAACCAUGCCCCAGCUGGCUCGGAGAAUCAAAAUGUACUUUGCCUUAGCUCCUGUAGCCACAGUGAAAUAUGCCAAAUCCCCAUUGACAAAGCUUGCAUUACUUCCCAAUUCAAUUAUCAAGAUUUUAUUUGGGAAUAAAGAUUUCUUACCCCACAAUUACUUUGGUGAGGUGGUUCCUGUUGAAUUUUGUAGCCAUGAGAUAUUAUCAGAGAUUUGUGGUAAUAUCCUGUUCGUGCUGUGUGGAUUUAAUGAGAACAACUUAAAUAUGAGCCGAGUACAUGUGUAUACAGCACAUGCCCCAGCAGGAACAUCUGUACAAAAUAUGAUUCAUUGGAAACAGGCAAUUGAAACUGGUAAACUUAAAGCUUAUGACUGGGGAAUCCUGUUCAACCGUUUGCACUAUAAUCAGGAUACUCCUCCCUUAUACAAUGUGAAGCACAUGCAAGUCCCAACUGCAAUGUGGAGUGGUGGAAAUGACUUGCUCGCUGACCCUAGGGAUGUUGCCCUUUUGCGUCAACAAAUCACUAAUCUGGUUUACCACAAGGCGAUUCCUGAGUGGAACCAUCUGGAUUUCAUCUGGGGCCUCGAUGCACCUAAGCGCAUGUAUAAUGAAAUCCUCGACUUGAUGAGGAAAAACCCAUGAAAAUAAUGAUCCGUGAAAAUAAUGUGGCUGUAGGAUCAAGGAUUUGAUUAAUUUCUGUUUAUAUCUGUUUUUCUUGAUUUUUUUUUUUUUUUUUUUUAGUGAACUACAAAACUAUUUUCACAUAA